Phanerochaete carnosa HHB-10118-sp is the source of this 225-nucleotide messenger RNA. RefSeq lists its product as uncharacterized. The record is from RefSeq and is a predicted model, not a curated record. The annotation marks the transcript as partial. Lineage: Eukaryota; Fungi; Basidiomycota; Agaricomycetes; Polyporales; Phanerochaetaceae. The transcript is spliced from 2 exons.
UUCGCUAUUGUUGCCGAUAGCGAGUUCCUUGAGAUUGUGCACAUGCUGUAUGCAAAGGCCGAGGUUCUCCAUCCGAUGACGGUGUCCCAAGAUGUUCAAGAGAUCUUUGGUAUCGCACAAAAGCAUCUCGCUGAUCAUCUGCAGAUGCAUCUUGGCCAGCUUCAUCUUUGCGUGGACGGUUGGACGGCACCCAACGUGAUAUCUUUCUUAGGAGUGACUGUCUAA